AUGAGAAUUGAAGAGUAUAAGGGGAGUAGAGUUGACGACUCUCAUAACCGAGAGAAGAAAGCCAACAAAAAAGACCACCAGGAUGAAGAGAGGAAAAGUCACAAAUCCUCCAAGUAUUCCAACCGCCCUUUAGGGCGUGAUUCCCAAAGGUUCCAUUCACACAACGUCAUGCAAACUGAAUACACAGAACGCAAGAGUAACCCACAGCCCCAACAGCCAGACAAGGAGAUCACCGUGUAUUGCAAAUUCCACCGUAGCAAUGGCCAUAGCACUGAAGAGUGCAGAUCCCUCAAGGAUGAGAUUGACGAGCUAAUCAAGGGAGGCUCCCAAAGGCAGACGAAUAAUUCUGGGCGUGAGAUCGGUGCCGGCAGGCGUCGCCGUGAUCGUAGCAGGUCACCAGAAAGGCGAAGAACCGACCAGUAUGACUAG
Gastrolobium bilobum is the source of this 429-nucleotide messenger RNA. RefSeq lists its product as uncharacterized. Bases 1 to 429 code for a protein of 142 amino acids. The record is from RefSeq and is a predicted model, not a curated record. NCBI's taxonomy places the organism in Eukaryota, Viridiplantae, Streptophyta, Magnoliopsida, Fabales, Fabaceae. The transcript has a single exon.